Eruca vesicaria subsp. sativa (arugula) is the source of this 615-nucleotide messenger RNA. The record is from the annotation of a GenBank genome assembly. NCBI's taxonomy places the organism in Eukaryota, Viridiplantae, Streptophyta, Magnoliopsida, Brassicales, Brassicaceae.
AAAACCCAUCAAAAAAAAUGUCUACAGUUCAUUAUGCCAUCCUCGUGGCACUUCUUGUCAUCUCCGCCAAUGCAAUCUCUCCUCCAGAGAAGUUGAAACCCAAACAAACGGUUCCUGCUUCUCCUCCACUUCCUACAAUCUCUGCUGCCGCCAAAGCUUUCACCGACGCACACAACAAAGCCAGAGCCAUGGUAGGUGUCUCGCCGCUAGUAUGGAGCCAGACGCUGGAGGCAGCAGCGAACCGGCUGGCUCGUUACCAGAGGAACCAGAAGAAAUGCGAGUUUGCGAGUCUAAACCAAGGGAAAUACGGUGCAAACCAGCUUUGGGCCAAGGGUUUGGCCGUGCCGCCAGCUCUUGCGGUGGAGACAUGGGUGAAAGAGAAAGCAUUCUACGACUACAAGUCGGACAAGUGUGCCGCGAACCACAUGUGUGGUGUCUAUAAACAAGUCGUGUGGAGAGACUCAAAGGAGCUUGGCUGUGCUCAAGCCAUGUGUACUAAGGAGUCAACUGUUUUAACCAUCUGUUUCUAUAAUCCCCCGGGAAAUAUAAUUGGCCAAAAGCCAUACUAGAGAAAAUGUAUUACUACUUUUACUAGAGUAUCUAUUAAUUGUCCAA